Vespula pensylvanica (western yellowjacket) is the source of this 3216-nucleotide messenger RNA. RefSeq names its product DNA replication licensing factor Mcm7 (gene Mcm7). Gene Ontology annotation, biological process: DNA strand elongation involved in DNA replication; double-strand break repair via break-induced replication; DNA replication. Lineage: Eukaryota; Metazoa; Arthropoda; Insecta; Hymenoptera; Vespidae. The transcript has 10 exons. The record is from RefSeq and is a predicted model, not a curated record. Gene Ontology annotation, molecular function: single-stranded DNA helicase activity; single-stranded DNA binding; ATP binding. Gene Ontology annotation, cellular component: MCM complex; nucleus. Bases 114 to 2303 code for a protein of 729 amino acids.
UAACAUUUAGGCGGGAAUCAACGAGAGUCGUUUUAUGUUUACUUUAAUUUACAGAAAAGUCGUGUUAAUAUAAUAAGGAAAAGUAUUGUAUUUUUAUUUAUAUCUUUUACAAAAUGGCACCGAAGAAAGCAUCGAGAGAUUAUAUUAAAGAUAAAGAGCAACUCAAGACAUUUUUAACAGAAUUUAUGGUUAUGGAUGAUAAAACUGGUGACAAAACGUUUAAGUACAGACAACAACUUACUAAACUUGCUCAUCGUGAACAAGUAGCUUUUAUUAUUGAAUUAGAUGAUAUGCAAGAGUUUGAUGAUGAAUUGGCUGCAGCUAUUGCUAAUAAUACCAGAAGAUAUGUUAACUUGUUGUUAGAGCUUGUGCAAGAGAUACUACCAGAGUUUAAAGAAAAACCUGUAUCUGCUAAAGAUGCAUUGGAUGUAUAUAUUGAACAUCGAUUAUUAAUAGAAGCUCGUAAUAGACAUCCAGGUGAUCAAAGAGAUCCUAGGAACAGAUAUGCUCCAGAACUCAUGCGACGUUUUGAAAUAUAUAUCAAAGAUUUUAAUGAUGUAAAAGCACUUUCUGUUAGAGAAAUAAAAGCAGAAAAGAUAGGAAAAUUGGUUACAGUUAGAGGUAUUGUAACUAGAUCCACCGAAGUAAAGCCCAUGAUGGUUGUUGCUACUUAUACCUGUGACCAAUGUGGCGCAGAAACGUAUCAACCGGUACAAUCACUUAGUUUUAUGCCAUUGAGAACAUGUCCUAGCGACGAUUGUCGUGUGAAUAAGGCAGGUGGCCGAUUGUAUAUGCAAACAAAAGGAUCAAAAUUCGUUAAAUUUCAAGAACUUAAGCUGCAGGAACAUAGCGAUCAAGUUCCAGUUGGUCAUAUUCCUAGAACAGUGACGAUUUUUUGCAGAGGCGAAACUACACGACAAUGCUUACCGGGAGAUCACGUAACCAUUACUGGAAUCUUUUUACCUUUAGUGAAAACUGGUUUUAACGCCAGAGGUGGUUCCGCACUUUUGAGCGAUACAUACUUGGAUGCACAUAGAAUCGUUUGUUGUACGAAUUCGCAAACCAUAGACGACAGUAGCGCACAAUUAACGGAUGAAGAAUUGGCAUUAUUAUCGCAAGAUGAUUUUUAUAGUAAAUUGGCUUUAUCAUUGGCACCAGAAAUUUACGGAUUGGAAGAUGUUAAGAAAGCAUUACUGUUACUUCUCGUCGGUGGCACGGAUAAAAAGAAGGGUGACAUCAAGAUCAGAGGAAACAUCAAUGUUUGUUUGAUGGGUGAUCCAGGUGUUGCUAAAUCUCAAUUACUUUCGUUCAUAACGCGUUUAGCACCCAGAUCGCAAUAUACUACAGGAAGAGGAUCCUCCGGCGUUGGUUUAACCGCAGCCGUAAUGAAAGAUCCUUUGACCGGUCAAAUGAUACUCGAGGGUGGAGCUUUGGUAUUGGCCGAUCAAGGAGUUUGUUGCAUUGACGAAUUUGAUAAAAUGGCAGAUGCAGAUAGAACCGCUAUACACGAAGUAAUGGAACAACAAACGAUAUCGAUCGCCAAAGCUGGAAUCAUGACGCGUUUAAACGCUAGAGUUUCUAUCUUAGCAGCGGCUAAUCCCGCUUACGGAAGAUAUAAUCCUAAAAGAACGAUCGAACAAAACAUUCAGCUUCCGGCUGCUUUGUUAUCGAGAUUUGAUUUAUUGUGGCUUAUUCAAGACCGUGCCGAUAGAAGUAACGAUUUGAAAAUGGCACAGCACAUAACUUACGUUCAUCAACAUUGUUCUCAACCACCUACCGAAACUGAAGUAUUGGACAUGAAUUUAAUACGAAAGUAUAUUAAUUUAUGUAAAGCAAAGGAACCUUCCAUUCCGGAGGAUUUAUCGGAAUAUAUCGUCGAUUCGUAUGUGGAGAUGAGAAGAGAGUCACGUAACAGCACCGAUAAAACUUUCACUUCUGCUCGUAAUUUAUUAGGGGUUCUACGAUUGGCAACAGCGUUGGCGCGUCUCAGAUUAGCGAACGUUGUCGAAAAAGAGGACGUCGCUGAGGCAAAUAGAUUGGUCGAAAUGUCAAAGCAUUCAAUCAAUUAUUCAGAAACCAAACCGAGUAACGCUCAAAGAAAUCCUAUUGACAGAAUUUAUUACCUUAUUUUGGAACUAGCCAGUGGUAGUAAAACUGUAAAAGUAUCGGACAUAUUGGAACGAUGUACGAGUAAAGGAUUUAAGCCCGAUCAAGUGGACGAAUGCAUAGAAGAAUACGAGAGAUUAGAUGUUUGGCAAGUGAAUCAAACGAGAAGACAGAUAACGUUCAUUCAAAAAGAUUAAUUCGAUAUGUAUAUGUAUCCUCUAUCCCCUAUCCUGUGUCAAAUCAUAUCGUAUCGUAUAUCCUACGAAAGUCGGAUUUUACGUGUAUCGAAACGUUAGCUUUUUUUUUUUUUUUUAUAAACAUACAUCGAUGUAACUUAAUAAAGAAAUAAAUUUCUAUUACUUUAAUAUACGAUCCUUUGUCGGUAGUUCGAGUGACGGUAAUUCAGGCGAGCGACGGUAGAUGGCGCAGUAACGUAGUAACUCGGAAGGAUUCGGAUAAGUUCGGACUAGUUCGGUUCGGCGGCGCGCUCUCGGCACGGGACGCUCUCGGUACGGUGGUUCAGUCGCAUCGAGCGAUCCGCGAGACGCGUAUCGCGUCCCCGUGCAUGCAUGCGUGCGGGUGUGCGUGCGUCUCUCUCUCUUUUUAAGUGUAUACCGCGAUUUUGAUCGGAGUCUCGUUGGUGGUGCCGUAUUCGUUUGUAACAUCCUCGAGAGAUUAUCGAUAAUAAAUAACAAUAAGAAAGAGCUGGUGUUCCUCUCGGGUUCCUUUAUCGUGUCGACGUCUUUUAAAGCACGUUCCGUCGUAUAUAUCACGACUAUUGGCGGCCGGCAGUGGCCGAGGUCGUCGGCUCGCGGCUCCGGUGCGUGAACGCGCGUGCAUGUGGUACUAGUAUCGCGACACGGUGCUUUUCACGAUAAUCCAAAUGUUGUCGUCGGAUGCGACUUUGGAUCGUCGUUCUCAUAACGAACGUGGACCUUUUCGUACUCGUCGACGUAGUAGCGAGUUGAUCGUCGUCGCUUGACAACGCGGUAAGAAAGGAAGAAGAAGAUCUUUGUGAGAAAAAAGUCGAAGAAAACGACGACAACGAAGAAGACGAAGAAGAAGAAGAAGAAGAAGAAGAAGAAGAAGAAAAAGAAAAAGAAGAAGAAG